AUGACCAAUCUCAACGAACGCAAUGUAUACUUCGGGCGUGAUUCCCUCAAGAAGUACUUUGAUCCAGAUUGUCAACCUCCACUACCUCUAGUUGAACUUCCAGAACAUCUGAAUCCUUAUUAUCAGGAUGGGGUACGAAUUUAUGCCAAAAUGAUGACGAUGCACCCAGCAAACAAUGUCAAGGCAAUGCCAGCAAUGAACAUGCUCGAGACAAGUGUGACACCCGGCAAAACAAAUACUAUUAUCGAGUAUAGUUCGGGAUCCACGGUGAUCUCAAUGUCUAUGAUCGCCAGAGUCAUGCAUGGCAUUCAAGACACGCGUGCAUUCCUGAGCAAUAAAACAAGCGAGGCCAAGCUCCAACUGAUGCAAUUUUUUGGGCUUAAUAUCACUCUUUUUGGUGGUCCCUCCCAACCCGAACCGUAUGACGAGCGAGGCGGUAUCCAGAGUGCCCGAAGGAGGGCAAUCGAUUCGGACAGCGUCCUCAACCCAAACCAAUACGAGAACGACAACAACUGGAAAUCACACAUCCGCUGGACGGGGCCCCAGAUCUACAAACAACUCCCUGAAAUAAAUGUUCUUUGUGCAGGCAUGGGAACAUCCGGAACAAUGACCGGAUUGGGCACAUACUUCAAGGAAGCGAAGCCAUCGGUGCUCCGUCUGGGAGUGUGCACAGCCCCUGGCGAUCGUGUUCCCGGCCCAAGGUCGUUCGCCCUGAUGAAACCCGUGGAGUUCCCCUGGAAAGCAGCCGUCGAUGUUAUUGAGGAAGUCAAUUCGUCGGACUCAUUUUCAUUGUCGCUGGACCUUUGUCGUGAAGGCAUUGUCUGUGGCCCUUCAUCUGGAUUCAACCUGCAAGGUCUCUUUCAGAUGUUGGAAAAGCGCAAGGCAGCUGGUACCUUGUCCGACCUUGCAGGACCUGACGGUUCCAUUCAUUGUGUCUUCUUAUGUUGUGACCUGCCAUAUCAAUACAUUGGGGAGUAUUUCCAAAAAUUGGGCGCUGACAAGUUCCACCCCAUUCAAAAUGAAGGACUUACCAAAGUUGAUCUAUAUCGCUACGACGAGAGCUGGGAGCGAAGUCCAGUAGUUCUUUUCACGCAUUUUUACAAUACCCCCAGCGUUUUGUCGGAAUGUUUGCUAAGUGACAUCAAGCUGAGGCCCCUGUGCGGCGUCCUAGACUUGAGAACCACGGCAGACUUUGCUUCGUGGCAUCUUCCCGGCUCGGUCAAUAUUCCCUUGCAGAGUCUCGACUCUCAUACAGCAAAGCCGUUCUCGGACCCCGGUGUACUAGAGGCACAGUGGCUGGAAUUAGAAGCAAUGUUCAAGGAUCCGAGCGUAAUCACGAAGCUGGAGUCCCACCACGUAUUGGUGAUCUGCUACAAUGGAGACACAGCCCGAGUGGCCACCAGUGUGCUGCGGGCCAAGGGGAUCGAGGCUGACAGCCUUCGGGGAGGAUACCAAGCUCUGAAAGACCACGGGUUAUGGGGUCGCAGUGGAGUUGAGUCGGUGGAGAAAAGUGCAUAUCCAACGGCAACCACGACGGAACUGUCAGUAUCAACAAAUUAA
Aspergillus nomiae NRRL 13137 is the source of this 1560-nucleotide messenger RNA. Its product is annotated as putative cysteine synthase B. Gene Ontology annotation, molecular function: cystathionine beta-synthase activity; cysteine synthase activity. The record is from RefSeq and is a predicted model, not a curated record. Gene Ontology annotation, cellular component: cytoplasm. NCBI's taxonomy places the organism in Eukaryota, Fungi, Ascomycota, Eurotiomycetes, Eurotiales, Aspergillaceae. Bases 1 to 1560 code for a protein of 519 amino acids. The transcript is spliced from 3 exons.